Messenger RNA from Nicotiana attenuata, 1062 nucleotides. RefSeq lists its product as uncharacterized. NCBI's taxonomy places the organism in Eukaryota, Viridiplantae, Streptophyta, Magnoliopsida, Solanales, Solanaceae. The transcript has 2 exons. The record is from RefSeq and is a predicted model, not a curated record. Bases 1 to 1062 code for a protein of 353 amino acids.
AUGGAAGAGUGUGAAGUUCAGAAGCUGCCUGAAAGGCUUACACCAUGCAACAGUGGAAGAAGGAGAAGCUGUGACUGUGACUCUAAACAUUCACCCGAAUUUGAGUUUUGGAUGGUCCGAAACCCGUCUUUUCCUCAGCCCAACCAACUCUCUGCCGACGAGCUCUUCUCCGAUGGCGUCCUUCUUCCUUUAGACCUUCUCCAGUGCCAUUCUGCGGAGGACCCACUUGAAGCAAAUGGGCCAAAUACUUCUUCUUCACACCAUAAAACUGAGCCUGAACCAUCCGGGUCUGGUCGACCCGAACCCGAAACAGAACUCUCUGCGUCGAUAGUCAACACGUCGUCGGGCGGCGGUUCUUUUACGUCAUCAAAGCGUUGGAAGGACAUUUUCAAGAAAACCGAGAAGAAAGAGAGUAAUGAUGUGACGAAGGAGAAGAGGAAAGAGAAGAAAGUUGUAAGUGGAAGCAAUGGGGUGAGUACUGGUGCUGAGCUUAAUAUUAAUAUUUGGCCCUUUUCGAGGAGUAGAUCCGCUGGAAACGGCGGAAGCAGACCUCGGUUUACGGGUGGAUCCGGUUUGGCAAACCGAAAGGUGAGUAGUGCUCCGUGUUCCCGGAGUAACUCAGCCGGUGAAUCCAAGUCAAGAAAGUGGCCCAGUAGUCCUAGCCGUGGUGGGGUUCAUUUGGGCCGCAGCAGCCCAGUUUGGCAGGUACGCCGGAAUCUCGGUCCAGGAUCCGGUAGCCGGAGCUCCGAUAACCUCGUGAAAACUGCUGAAAAAGCACUCAGAAAAGAAGCCCCCCUAAAUGAAAGCAGUACCAACAAAAAGUCAGUUAAAAAAGACGGCGUUGAAGGUCGCCGGAAAAUGUCGUCGGUGGCGGGCGGUGGUGGUGGGCCUAAAGCUAGAGUCUUGAACUUGAAUGUUCCUAUGUGCAUUGGUUACAGGAAUCAGUUAGGUUGCAGAAGUGAUGAAAACAGUGCCAUUAGUGUCGCCGCCGCUGCCGCCGUGGACGGUGGUGAUCAGAGUGGUGUCGUGGUGAGCAGUGAAGGGGCGGAGUCGGGAUUUUGA